This is a messenger RNA of Beauveria bassiana ARSEF 2860, 1266 nucleotides long. RefSeq names its product RNA recognition domain-containing protein. The record is from RefSeq and is a predicted model, not a curated record. The coding region runs from base 1 to 1266 and encodes 421 amino acids. Gene Ontology annotation, molecular function: RNA binding. The transcript has 2 exons. Lineage: Eukaryota; Fungi; Ascomycota; Sordariomycetes; Hypocreales; Cordycipitaceae.
AUGAAGAGCAAACGUGCGCAAGAGGUCGAGGCCGCUGCCGCUGACAAGCCGGCCAAGGCUCAGGACUAUGCGACUCCUCUCUCCAAGAAGCGCAAGCGCAGCGGCGACAACGAGGUAGAGGACAGCGCCAAAAAGGCCAAAAAGGCCAGAAUGGACAAGAAGGAGAAGAAGGAAAAGAAGAAGAAGAAGCAGGCCGAGAAGGCGAGUCGUAAGGACAAGAAGAAUAAACGCAAGGACCUUAAGGACCUUCCGGGCGAGGACGACAACGACGCGGAGGCUGCCAAUGGCGACGUGAACGACCAGCCCGCGACCAAGGAGACGAAGAAGAAGGAUAAGUCAAAGUACAACAACAAGAAGGACAAGAAGGACAAGGAGGAUAAGAAGGAGGAAGAGACUGUCGAAAAGGGCAAGAAGGACGAAAAGGACGAAGAGGACGAAAAGACGCCCAAGAAAGAGUCCAAAAAGGACAAGAAGAAGACAUCCUCCUCGGACGAGACGACGGCAGCUGCGGCUCCCGAAGAUGCCAUUCCCAACGGCGCCAGCAAUGGCAUUGACCUCGACGUGGAGGAUGCCAGCGCCGCCGCUACCGCCGAGGACAAGGACGACAAGGCGGCGCGCCACAUUGUGUUUGUCGGCAACCUGCCGUACACGGCGACGGCGGCCAGCAUCUCGGCGCACUUUGCGUCGCUGUCGCCCAUUGCCGUGCGGUGCCUGACGCAAAAAGGCGGCGACCCGUCGCACACCUGCAAGGGCAUCGCCUUUGUCGAGUUUGCCAAUGCCAUUACGCAGCGUACCUGCCUGGACCGGUUCCACCACAGCGAAUUUGACGAUGGGCACUCGCCGGCGCGCAAGAUUAAUGUCGAGCUCACUGCUGGCGGAGGCGGCAAAUCCGAUCACAGAACGGAAAAGAUUCGCGAAAAGAACCGCAAGCUCGACGAUAACCGCGCCAAGCGCAUUGAAAAGGAAAAAGCUGCCAAGAACAGUGACGACAGCGCCGACGGCGCCGGCGGCGCUGGCGGAGGUGGCGGAGGCGAGAGCGGCACGAUGGAGGAGCAGCAGGAGCACAUGGACGAGCAGGUUCAUCCGAGCCGCCGCGCGCAGAUGGGCAGCGAUGCGCCUCCCGAAGACAACUUCCAGAACGGUAGUGGAGGCGGUGGAGGAGGGCGUCGCGGGGGAUGGGGCGGUCGUGGCAGGGGAGGUGGUGGUGGCCGCGGACGGGGAGGCCGUGGAGGCGGCGGCCGUGGACGGGGAGGACGGAAUCGGUAG